AUGUCAUAUACAACGCGUAGUUUACCACUAAAUAUUGGUAAAAUUCCUCGAAUUCAAAAACAGCCAUUACCACUUGAUCAAGCUAAGGCUGCUAAAUCAACAAAAAUUUCUUUAGUGGCAAAUAGUUUGCCACGAAAUGAUUAUUUAAAGAUCUUCAAAGGUCUUACCGUUUUAUUCAUUGGUGACAAUACAAUUCGUACUCUCUAUCGAGAUCUUUGUUCGGUUCUUCAGUAUGAUCGAUUACUUACCGCUGAUGAGACCGCACGUCCACAUGGAGAUUAUCAUCUAAUCGAAAAUGAGCAUGUUCUCGUAAAAGAAGGAAAGCUCAAGACAGAUGAGUAUCGUGAUAUUAAAGAAUUCGUUCUUACAGAGAAUUCUACUCAUUUAAUAUAUAUUUACAUUGCAACAAUUUUCAAUGGUAUUCCUCGAUUUAAUCUUGAAUAUUUAAAAACUAUCAAUCAACAAUCAUCUAUCGAUAUGAUUGUAUUUUGUUCAUAUGGAAAUGAUUUUACUAAAGCAAAAAUCCAGUCUUCUAGAAUGAAAUCAAACGCUUAUUUUGAGAAAUAUCUCGUUGAGUUAAGUCACUUUUUGAAUUACUUAAAAAAUUUUUGUCGUGUUCCAAGUAAAACUCAACAUUUUUUCUGGUUCACACCUCUUCCACAACCGUUUCAUGCAUCGCAAAUUAAAGAGGAACAAUUUGAACGAUUUCUCAAAGUUACUACAGAUCUUAUUAUUAAAACAGAUGAUUUCAUUUCAUUCGAUCUUUAUGACAUUUGGAAACGUCGCAAGGAUUUGACCGUUCCUCAAAACGGAUACCUUUCGUUACAUGGAAUUCGUGAAGUUAAUGAUUGCUUUGCACGAUUUUUUGCAAAUAAAGUUAAUCGACCUUUUACAUCUUCAAUUCCACCUUCGAUAACUCCACUAAGUCAUCUAAAUGAUAAGCCAUCUUAUCGUAGAGAAUGGCCAAAACCAACUUCACAAACAUCAACAAAAUCAGAUCGAUAUCAUCCAUAUAGUCGUUAA
Molecule: messenger RNA, 1023 nt
Organism: Adineta ricciae
Lineage: Eukaryota; Metazoa; Rotifera; Eurotatoria; Adinetida; Adinetidae
Source: the annotation of a GenBank genome assembly